Messenger RNA from Aspergillus ochraceoroseus IBT 24754, 767 nucleotides. Its product is annotated as translation machinery-associated protein 16. NCBI's taxonomy places the organism in Eukaryota, Fungi, Ascomycota, Eurotiomycetes, Eurotiales, Aspergillaceae. The transcript has 3 exons. The coding region runs from base 89 to 625 and encodes 178 amino acids. The record is from RefSeq and is a predicted model, not a curated record. Gene Ontology annotation, cellular component: nucleus.
GGAAAUUCCAAGAGGACCGAAGAACUCUUUUGCAAUAACGAACAAUCUCGCGGAAGUUGUUUCAAGAGCAUAUAUAUUGGUAUUCGCCAUGCCGAAAUCUCUACAAAAAGUUCACAAACACAUCGCUAAGAAGCGCGGAGUGGUCGACGCCCUGCACGAGAAUAGCAGAGAUGCGAAGAGACUGCGGAGGGCAGGUGCUAGAGAUGAUCGAGUCGCUCGAAUCACAGCAGUUAUGGCCAGAGGCAGGCAGACAUAUGUGGACCGCAUGACCUAUUUUCAAGAAGCAAUCCCAGAAGGAACUGUAUCAUUUUCAGACGAUGACUUGACAGACUUAGUCGUGAGGUUUAUUAAUCGCAGCGUGCCUGAGAUCGAGCAAUUACAGAGUGAACGGCGGAAAGGACGACCUCCCACCAAGAGAGAGGAGGCGCUACUGCAGAGAACCGAAGCUGAGAAUAAGGAGUUUAAGACCGGGUUCUGGAUGCCUGAUCUGAGCCAGGAAAGCGUUGUUAAGGGUCUGGUGGGCUGGAAUGGAGAUUGGUCUAGUCUCAGUUCUAUGAAGUUCAUCCGACUGACAAAAGAGACUGGGAAACAGGCUUCAAUUUUCCCACCGAAAGGCCUAUCGUGAUACCUUUGAUUUUAUUUUAUAUUUUUCCUUUGAUUUUCUGCGACUUUUCCUCUUAAAACUUCGAACGACUCGGACAUGAUCUCGUUCAAUAACCACACAGGAUAAUGGUGUUAUGACAGCAUAUGCAUAUUUGGUUUCUCGC